Rubroshorea leprosula is the source of this 2988-nucleotide messenger RNA. Lineage: Eukaryota; Viridiplantae; Streptophyta; Magnoliopsida; Malvales; Dipterocarpaceae. The record is from the annotation of a GenBank genome assembly.
ACUCAUUGGUUCAGAGUUCGCGGCGCAGGUUAGGUAUCGGAUUCCGCCCUUCCUUUUCUCUCUCCUCCUCUCAACGCCGUCGCGCUCUUCCUCUUCCUUUCACUGUAUCGGAAUUUUGUCCAAGUUUCUGCAGCCUGAAACCAUCGGCUUUGAUUUCUUCAAUUAGUUUUCUACAGCCAGUUCAAGUAUGGUGAAGUGCAGAAGGCUUUUUUUUUCAGUAUCAGUUUUUACUGAAGGUUAAAUAAUCUUGGGACACUUGAUCUUAUGCUUCUGAUAGCACCUCAAAGCAAUUGACUUCCAUCAAACCAUGGUUCUGGCUGGUUCUUUGCAGUUGUCCCAUGAAUUGGGACUUUACAGGAACCACAGGUGCAAUAAACAGUUUAAGAGUAUCUCGGGUAGGAGCCAGUUGCAUUUGGUUAAUGGAACUAUUUCAUUCAAUUUUUUGCCUCGAAGACAAGAUAUUUGGGGGAGUCGUCUCUCAGGAAAUUUGAAUGGGCCCAUACAUGCUGUUCCUUAUAAAAGUAAUGCCUUUAAAUGUCGUUCUUUUCAAGUACCAAGUCAAGUAUUUGAACUUCCUGCUGCAAAAGCUGUUUCUACAGCAUUCACGAGGUCAUGUAAUGUUUUACAAGGCAGUCCUGUUGUUUUUAAGAUGGCUUCUGCAGUUGGUAUAAUACUUUUUGCUUUAUGGGGACUCAUGCCACUUGUGCGUCAAAGCAGAAGUCUACUGCUUCAUAAGGGUGACAAUGGUUGGAAAAAGAGUAGCACACAUUAUGUAAUAACCUCUUAUAUUCAACCUUUGCUGCUAUGGACUGGAGCAAUUCUCAUAUGCAGAGCACUGGAUCCAUUAGUUCUUCCUACUGCAGCUAGCCAGAUUGUUAAGCAACGGCUUUUGAAUUUUGUUAGUUCAUUAUCAACUGUGCUGGCCAUCACAUAUUGCUUUUCAAGCCUGAUUGAACAAACACAGAAAUUCUUCAUGGAGACAAGUGACCCCAGUGAUGCGAGAAAUAUGGGAUUCCAGUUUGUGGGGAAAGCUGUCUACACUGCAGUUUGGGUUGCUGCUGUGUCACUUUUCAUGGAGUUGUUGGGUUUCUCUACCCAGAAGUGGCUAACUGCUGGAGGUCUUGGGACAGUUUUGCUGACUCUUGCUGGUCGUGAGAUAUUUACAAAUUUUCUCUCAAGUGCAAUGAUUCACGCAACUCGACCAUUUGUUGUCAAUGAAUGGAUUCAAACAAAAAUUGAGGGCUAUGAUGUUUCUGGCACUGUUGAGCAUGUUGGUUGGUGGUCACCAACAAUAGUAAGAGGGGAAGAUCGUGAAGCAGUUCACAUUCCAAACCACAAAUUUACGAUGAAUGUUGUGAGAAAUCUCAGUCAGAAAACUCAUUGGCGCAUUAAGACCCACCUGGCCAUCAGUCACUUGGAUGUCAAUAAAAUUCAUAAUAUUGUUGCUGACAUGCGCAAGGUCCUGGCCAAGAAUCCUCAGGUUGAGCAGCAGAGGUUGCACAGAAGAGUAUUUCUGGACAACAUUAGUCAUGAGAAUCAGGCUCUCCUGAUAAUGGUUUCAUGUUUUGUGAAGACUUCACAUUUUGAAGAAUAUCUACGUGUUAAGGAAACCAUACUCUUGGAUCUUCUUAGGGUCAUCAGCCAUCACCGUGCCCGACUUGCCACCCCAAUCCGUACAGUGCAGAAAAUAUUUAGUGAUGCCGACUUAGAAGAUGCACCUUUUGCAGACUCGAUCUAUGGUCACGGUGCAGCAGCAUCUAACCGCCCUCUGCUACUGAUUGAACCCUCUUACAAGAUCAAUGGAGAAGACAAAGCAAAAGGCCGUCCAUCACGUGCAACUGGAGAACAAGAUGGUAAAACCACAUUGCGAUCUACAUCUGUUAGUCAAGCAGACCCUAAAGCAGGAGCAACAGUGAAGUCUGAGUCCAAGUCUAAGGGGAAAUCAACAUCUGAACCCAAAGGGGAUGCUAAGAUAGGAGAGCCUCCACCAGACAGCAAGGAGGAUCUUAAGGCUUCAUCAGCAUCAAUAUCUGACUCCAAGGCAGGUGAUAAAGUGAUGGUACAACCGACAUCAAAAUCUGCCCCCAAGACAAGUUCUGACAAUGUAGAAAUGACUAGUUCUGAUCUGAGAGUACUAGAUUCAGUCUCUGCUAACUCAACUCGAAACAAAAAGAUCACUGAUAGCAAGCAACCGAGGAAUGCAAGCUCUGAAAAUGUAAAGCAGAGUAGCAAGUUAGAUAAUCCUUCACUGUCCUCCCCCGAAACUGAUGUUGAGAAAGCAGUCGGAUUGCGAGAAACUUCCCAAUCAACUCAAGAAGGUGAGAGAUCACCAAUAUCACAGCCAUCAGCAUCAAGGCCUACAUUGGAAGAAAACAUUGUUCUUGGUGUUGCCUUGGAGGGCUCUAAGAGAACCCUUCCUAUUGAGGAAGAGAUGGCUUCCCCCUCAUCUCCAGAAGUAAAAGAAUUGGCUGCUGCACACCGAAAUGGAAAUGGGUCCGCUUCUGAGAAGGAUAAAAAGGAUGGUCAGAUUCAGGCAACUCCAAACUCAUCUGCUGAUCAGUGAGAUCAACUCGAGAAGUAGUCGCUGGUCUCUCAUUCUGAUAAGAACAGUUAUUUGCACUUGAUGCCGAAGGCUGGAAAAGAUAUACUGAUAUUUGGCUUUUGCUAAUGUGAAUCGGCAAACGUGCAUCCAUUAUUUUUUCUAUACAUGUAUCUCUUCUCCGUACAGUCAAGAUAGUGCCCUCAAAAUAUGAUCCAGUUUUUCGCCAUCAAAAUGGCAUCCAUUUCACAUCAAAGCAUUAGCUGCUUCCCAUUCCUACUAUUCUGGUUGUCAAAUUUAACGGUUUGUAUGCAGUUUGUCUUUUGAGAAACAAACAAACCGUUUAGCAUCAUAAAGUGAUUGUCUUCUACAAUGUUAGAAGGUUGAUAGAAAGUGUAAACCUUGAGAAAAAGUGAGAGGGAUUUAUGAAAGAAAACUAUUAUUCUCUG